GUGUCGCCCUCGCCCUCGCCCUCGCCCCGCUGCCAUCCGCCCCCAAGACAGCCGCUGCGCAGCUCCUCGCAAUGCUGCCACAGGAGCCGCUCCACGCGGGCCCGCCCCCGACGACGCUCUACAAGGCCUAUUAUCCCGGCGACAAUGGCCCGUCGACGCUGCCCACAGCCCUCGCACACCCACACACGCCGCACCACGACGCCGCGCGCAUAUCAGCAGCAUACCGCAGCAGCCUUGGAUCCACGGCAAAGGGCAUCAUGAUCGGCAUCUUCUCCGUCUUGGGCGCCGCCGGCGUCUGCCUCCUCCUCGCCGCCGUUGUUUACUACUUCCGGUAUACGCAUUCGGGCCGCAUCUUCCUCGACCGCAUAACGCGCCCUGGUGAAUAUGACGACGAGCAGCAGUUUGCCAAGGAGGAGGCAGAGGCGCUCGAGUCCAUGGACGAGCUGCAGAGGACAGAGUACCUGCGGGCAAAAGCCUUUGUGCAAGCAAACCCCCCCGAAUCCGUCCAGACUGACAUCUCGCUUUCGCAAUUCCUGGCCAUUCAAGAAAAGGGCGUAUCUGCAUGGGAAUUCGAGCCCGAACUCGAAAUUGCAAACUGCUUCGUCGAAGGCCGCACCGAAAUCGAGUUCUUCGACUCCGAGUGCAGUGUCCAGAGCAACCUGCCCAUACCAAAGCAGAACGAAGUCUACUACUGGGAAGCCAAAGUCUACGAGAAGCCUGAGAACACCAGCUUAGCCAUAGGUGUGACGACUAAGCCGUACCCCUUGUUCAGACUACCCGGCUACCACAAGUCGUCGAUAUCGUACAUGUCCAAUGGAAACCGCCGCCACAACCAGCCCUUCCAGCCUUCUGCCUACGGACCUGCCUAUGUCCAGGGAGACGUCAUUGGCGUUGGAUACCGACCUCGAACCGGAACCAUCUUCUUCACCCGCAACGGCAAGAAACUCGACGACGUCGCACACGGCCUCAAGACGCAAAACUUCUUCCCUACGGUAGGCGCAAACGGACCGUGUCAGGUACACGUCAAUUUCGGCCAGAUGGGCUUCGUGUUCAUUGAAGCCAACGUCAAGAAGUGGGGCUUAGCACCGCAAACCGGAAGCCUGGCCCCUCCACCACCCUACGGCAGCGAGCAGGGAUCAAUACUGCUGGACUCGGGACGUGAAGGCGUAAGAGAAGGAAUGGCUGGUAGUUACAUCCAAGCAGGCUAUGGACAUGCACGGUCUAGUAGCCAUCAAGUGCGUCUUGGAAGACAAGUACCAACCAGCCCCGGACCUCAACGAAGCCCGACAGACAUCUCUUUGGCAGCACUCAGUCUCGUAGACUCGCACGACGAUGCCGGCGAAGGUACGAGCGAGGACCACCGAACAACAAUUCCAGCCGACCAGGGUCUUGGCCUGUUGCAGACUGGCGAGCUUCCCCCCGAGUACAGCAGCCCUGUCGGCUCUCCUAGCAUCAGGCAAACAUUUAGUCACCAGCACGGCUACUGGGGCGAGCGAGCACCCCUUCUGCAGAACCAGCAACAACCGAGCCGAACUAGCCCACCAGUCCCUACUUACGAUGCGGCCAUGGCGGAUACACCAGAGAUCCGACCACCCACAAUCAGAGUACGCAGUGGCACUUUUGGCGCAGUCGUUAGCCAGACCAUUGUUGUCGGUAUGUCUAACGUUGCCGGAGCGACUAAGAAAAGCGCAAUGGCGGCUGCCAUAUUUGUAGCGUAUUGCGUGGGGAAUAUCGUAGGGCCACAGUUGAUUGAUAGUAAAGAAAAGGUUGCGCAUUAUCCUAAGCUGUGGACCGGUCUGAUUAUUUGUUAUUGCAUUACCAUUGUUACAGCCAUGGCUUUGUAUGCUGUUCUUCUCCGGGAGAAUAAGGAGAGAGAUGCUAUGCCCAUUGACGAAGCAGAGCGUGACAAGCUGGCGUUCAUGGAUCUUACGGACAAGGAGAACCCGUACUUUAGAUAUGUUCUAUAG
Messenger RNA from Exserohilum turcica Et28A, 1967 nucleotides. RefSeq lists its product as uncharacterized. Gene Ontology annotation, molecular function: protein binding. The transcript has 4 exons. Lineage: Eukaryota; Fungi; Ascomycota; Dothideomycetes; Pleosporales; Pleosporaceae. The record is from RefSeq and is a predicted model, not a curated record. The coding region runs from base 72 to 1967 and encodes 631 amino acids.